CAGCAGCUCAGGUGACCUCUCAGGUAGAGAAAUACAGAGAGAACAGACAGAGAGAGAGAGGCGGGAGGAGGGAGAAGGAGAGGGGAGCAGUUAGUGAUAUAAAGGAGGGGGAGACCGAGGGAAAGUAGGCUGUAAACAAAUUGACUGAGGCUGAACUGAGACACAUCUACAGUCAAAUAAAAGCUAUUGGAGACUGAAUGGACAACUGAAAUAGUCAGACAGGGCUCUGUGUUCCUCUUCCUACUUCACAACAUUGCAACUGUGGCAAGAAGAAAAUAAUUGAAGAAAUGCACAAAAAUGAAGGCGUAUGACAACGGCAAUAUCACAUGUUGAGAAAGACUGACACAGAAAAGCUCACAGAAGGAUACAAGAGAAGAGAAGAGUGACCAGAGAGAUCAGGAGUGAAAGCAAAAGAAGCUCCACAGAAGAGAAUAAAAACACCAGAGCACUUUUCAAAGGUCUGUGAGGAGUUCUCGAGCAGCUUCAGAAAUCUUCCCUCCACCUCUGCAUCAUGGCCUCUGUGGGGAUGCAGAUGCUGGCCAGUGCCCUGUGCCUCCUGGGUUGGGCAGGGGUCAUCAUCAGCUGCAUAAUGCCCAUGUGGCGGGUCACGGCCUUCGUGGGCACCACCAUCAUCACGGCCCAAAUUAUCUGGGAGGGUAUCUGGAUGACCUGUGUGGUUGAGAGCACAGGGAAGUUCCAGUGUAAACCUUAUGAGUCUCUCCUUGCUCUCAGUGCAGACCUGCAGGCCGCCAGGGGUCUAACUGUCCUCGCCAUCGCUACAGGUGGCGCUGGCCUCAUUCUGGCCUUCUUUGGAGGGAAAUGCACUCGCUUUUUGGAUAAAGAAGGAGGCGGGGUUAAGGGCAAGGUGGCUAUAACAGCAGGGGCAGUGUUGAUUGCCACAGGGCUGCUGUGUUUGAUUCCCACAUUGUGGACGGCCUUGGCUGUGGUGAGGAACUUCUACAGCGCCGCCACAGAUGCUGAGCGGAGGGAGAUUGGAGCCAGUCUCUACAUUGGCUGGGGAGCAUCCAUCAUGCUUAUUCUGGGAGGGGGUUUGUUUAUCAGCUCAGCAUUCCCCCUCAAAGCCCACGACGCAGACAAGAGCCUCUCUGUCCGCUACCUGGUGGUCCGCUCCAGCAACGGGUCCAACCAACCAGGUUCUCAUCGUAGCAGAGUGCCACCAACAGUGUCUCAGCCUUUCGGAGCGGUGCUUCCCAGGUCUCAAAGCUACGAGGGAGCAUCAACAAAGUCCCAGCUGUACACAAGGCCUCCUUGGGAGGACAGGCCUGAGCAGGGCUCAGGGCAGGAGUCAGAAAGAUCAUGGGCACCAUCAACAAAGUCUCAGAUGAAAAGACCAGAGUCAACAAAAUCUGAACACAGUGAGGCGCCGUCUACAAAGUCUCAGCUGAAACGAGCAGAAAUGGAAGAUAAUUUAUCAGUCAAAAAUGAAAAUGAGGAUACAUCCUCAAAUCCAGGGAGAACAUACCUAUAAUAUAGGCACACAUACAUACACACAAAUGCAACACAUUCAUAUAUACAUACUUAGGUUACACACACAAUACAGAAGUUUUUGAAGAAUUAUUUAGAAGUAGUAGUUUACUUAUUCUGUGAUUGUUUACUACAUAUAUGUGUGUGUGUGUGUGUGUUUAUAUAUAUAUGUAUAGUUAGCUUUUUACUCCUUGUUUUGAUCAAAGGACAAAAGGGAAAAGGUCUGGACUACACUCAUCAAUAUGCAGGAGAAUAGCAGUUAUGUUAUUUGCACUAAAACUGAACUUAACACCAAAUACAGAAACAAACUAAAUCCAGGUGCAAGUGAAGUAUGCUAUUGUUGUCUUCUUUUUCAAAAAUGAACUUGUUAAUGUGACACUGGUAUCGACUUUUGUUUCUCACUGUUUAAAUGCGCUCUGAAUGAGGAUAAAUCUGUGGGCAUUAAGAAAUGUACCUCAGACUUUUCAGCUUGUUUGUGUCUGCUGGACAUACAGCAACCUGAAUGCAACAUGAGUAAUGAAGGAGCUUGAAGCACCCUGUAAAGAUUUAGCUUUUGCUUUUUGUCACAACUGUGAAAUGUGAUUUUAUGUAUUUUAUUUGGACAGAUAUUAACAUAACACUAACAUGCUAACAUGUCAGACAUGAGCUGAAAAGAGCAUUUCUUUUAAAGUUUACAGCAUCCCCCUGGACAUUCAGUCCUCUUACUGGCUGUUAAAAUCCACAGGACAAACUGGUUUGACCGAGAGUGUGGUUACAGUGGAGGAGUGUCGUGUUAGAGGAGAGAGACACAAUGUGCUUGCAGAGGUUUCAAACUUAGUUUCAGAGACUCAUGUUUAUGUUCCAUAAACAUGAGUCAUAAACAUGUCGUUUUAGUUUUGCUUAUUCAAAUGUGCAGUAGCAUCAUUAUCUAGUCAUAAUCUAAUGCUGCCAGUUGUCCAAAAUGCAAAAUACACAAGUUCUACUUUAGAGAAGACUUUGUGUUAUGGAUAGAUACGUGACUUAAACCUGUACAAUUGUAUUUACUAAAUACUGUAAGUACAUGAAUACAUAAGUAAGGAAGAAACUAAAAAAAUCAGUAGGUCGUACAAAAAUAAAACAACAACGAAGUAAGUUAAACAUUUAAACUUUUAGAAAUAAAAACCCCACUCAGGUUUGUUUCAUUUCACUUCACCCACUGGUAGGCCACUUAGGCACAGGAUUCAUGCUCAUGAAACACUGCCAUCUGGUGGCCUGUGGUGCACAAAAACUGGACUCAAAAAUUGUUGAAUAAUAUAAUGACAAUGACGAUGGUUCUCACAUCUAUCUAUCUAUCUAUCUAUCUAUCUAUCUAUCUAUCUAUCUAUCUAUCUAUCUAUCUAUCUAUCUAUCUAUCUAUCUAUCUAUCUAUCUAUCUAUCUAUCUAUCUAUCUAUCUACUUUAUUAUACCAGCAGAUGUUUUAAUAACCCAAUGGGAAAAAAUCUGAUUAUAUUUUACAUCAAAGGCAUUUUGAUAUUACUUGUACUGUUGUAAAACUGUGUAAAAAGUGUGAAGUGUGAUAAAAGUUGUGUCAAAAUGGAAAAGAAAAGUGUUUUGGGGGCAUUGUAAGCCUUUAUUACAGUCAGUAGAAAGAGAUGACAGGGAACAAUCUAGAGAGAGAUGUAACAAAGGUCCCUGUCUGAACUCACUUUAUCUUAUCUCUACGUACAUUGCUCGGAAACCCUGCUGCCCAAAUUAACCUAACUGUCAAGACACUUAAAAUAAAGACUAAAAUGGUAAUAUAAUGACUCACUGACUGUUCAAACAUAUCACACUUUUUCAAAUAAAUGACAACAAUGACAAUGUU
Siniperca chuatsi (mandarin fish) is the source of this 3308-nucleotide messenger RNA. RefSeq names its product claudin-4-like. Gene Ontology annotation, cellular component: bicellular tight junction; plasma membrane. The record is from RefSeq and is a predicted model, not a curated record. The coding region runs from base 512 to 1489 and encodes 325 amino acids. NCBI's taxonomy places the organism in Eukaryota, Metazoa, Chordata, Actinopteri, Centrarchiformes, Sinipercidae. The transcript has a single exon. Gene Ontology annotation, biological process: bicellular tight junction assembly; cell adhesion. Gene Ontology annotation, molecular function: structural molecule activity.